This is a messenger RNA of Oryza brachyantha (malo sina), 1228 nucleotides long. RefSeq names its product dirigent protein 10-like. Lineage: Eukaryota; Viridiplantae; Streptophyta; Magnoliopsida; Poales; Poaceae. The record is from RefSeq and is a predicted model, not a curated record. Bases 9 to 1031 code for a protein of 340 amino acids. The transcript has a single exon.
GUGAGCAAAUGGCGUUGGAGAGGAAAAUGGUGGCGCUCUCCUCCAUGCUGCUCAUGCUCCUCGUGUCUGGCGCCGUCGCCGCGAGGCCGACGCGCCAGCUAGCUGCCGACGACGGCACCGUCGCGGCGCCUGCUGCUGCACCGGCCGCGGUGGACGUGUCCGCUGGGCUUGCUGAUGCGCCGGUGGCUGCCGGCAAUGCCGUCGUCCCGGCCGCUGCGGCAGCGGCACCGAUGGGCCCUGUUGCUGGUGCGGCGGCAUCCGGUGGCGCUGCGGUCGGAGCACCCAUAGGCGCCAGCGCCGUCCCUGUGGCGUCGGGCGCGGCGGGGAUGAACGCCGGUGGCGGCGGCGGCGGCGACCGCUCGAUGGUCUUCUUCAUGCAUGACAUCCUCGGCGGCACGAAUCCGUCGGCGCGCAUCGUGGCGGGCAUCGUCGACAACACCGCCGUCACCGGGCAGAUCCCCUUCGCGCGGCCCAACGGCGCCGUGCUGCCGCUGAACAGCGGCGUCAGCGUCAACAGCGGCGCGGCCGGCGCCAUCGACAACAACAACAUCCCCUUCCUGACCGGCCUCGGCGGCGCCACCAACGCCGUCACGUCGAACAACAACAACAACAACAACGGCGUGCCCGUCUUCGCCGGCGGCAGCCUCCCGCAGGGGACCACGCUCCAGAAGCUCCUCUUCGGGACCAUGACGGUGGUCGACGACGAGCUCACGGAGGCGCCGGAGCUGGGCUCGGCGGCGGUGGGCAGGGCGCAGGGGUUCUACAUCGACAGCUCCGAGGAGGGCGUGAGCCAGACGGUGGCGGUGACGACGAUGUUCAAGGACGGCGAGUUCGCCGACAGCAUCAGCUUCUUCGGCGUGCACCGCACGGCGGACUCGGAGUCGCACCUCGCCAUCGUCGGCGGCACGGGGAAGUACGUCGGGGCGAAGGGAUUCGCCAAGGUAGCCGUCGUGAGGCCCGGAGGCGCGGCGCACGAGACGGACGGCGUCGAGACGGUGCUCCAGUUCACCGUGUUCCUCAUGAUGUACUAGUUAGCAAACCUGGGUCGAGCGAGCUAUCUAUCUAGCUAAACGGAAAGAUCGCGCGCACGCAACGUGCUGCAGGGCGCUCACGGUUGAGUUGUGUGAUGACAAGUACGUGCUCCUGCCGUGCAAGUCGUUAGUUUCUCUAAUAUUUUUGUGCUUACCCGUAAGUUGGCGCUCAAGGAAAGCAUUUUUGCAAUAGUAGA